AUGGUGGACGUUUGUCUGUUCAAAACCAUCGGGCUGUACCACUUGUUGUGGCCGACCGCGAGCGUCGGAACGUUCGGUAUCUGGUUCCGGAAGGUAUUACUAGUGAUUUCUGCGCUGAUUUCCGUCCUGUACGCCGUGCAGCUGAGCGUUUUGUACCUGGCCAUCGGCGAUUUCUCACGUCUCGCGUACAUGGUACUGCUGAUCACAGUCGCGUACACGUGCGUGUUCAAGACCUACGUGCUCCUCCGGUAUGCCGACAAGAUGUGGCCGAUAUUGGGACUGGCCGAGUACGCGUUCACGUCUUCGGGACGCCGGGAUCCGUCUAAACUGGUCCGUUGUCGAUACACACUGUCCACGGUGCUCCGGGUGUAUGUCGGGCUCAACUACUGCACGCUGAUCGGCUGGCUGGUCUUUCCGUUCUUCGUCCACGAAUCCGUGCCCGUCACUAACCUAGACGGCACGAUAGCGCAGUACCGGACCGCCAUUUUCAACCUGUGGACCCCGCUGUCCGAACAGGUGUACAACUCGCCACUCAGCUUCACAACAAUUUGCCUGGCCGAGAUUCUCAUCUGUUCGUACAACGUGCUCCUCUGGACCAUAUUCGACUGUUACGUAAUGACCGUGUGCUACGCGAUACACGCUAAUUUCUACACUGUGAUCGCCGGCUAUCAGACUCUCGGUCAGUCCGGUAAAUAUAUUAAUGUACAUAAAUAUUUUUUUAAUUUCGUAUUGUGGUCAGUAUCGGAAAACUAGUUUUAAAAGUAGACAGCCGACGAUAAACUUACUAUGCUGUGUGUUUUCGCGUCAAUUUUCGUUUUAGCCGUUACGAACAUCUAUCGUGAUCAAAACACCCACUCGGAAACUGACCAUUUCAAAGAUCUGGUGAUUUGCAUUGAAGACAACCAGAAACUAAUCAAGUAAACAAAAACCUAUCUAUAUUGAUUAUGAAAUAAAUUACGUAGUGAUCUAUAAGGGCUAUUGUUUUUGAACGGUUAAAAAUUCGUCGGAACAAUCCACGAAUAAUGAAACACGGUGAACAAAAUCUAUCAAGUCUUAAAUAAACUUGUUAUGGGAACGUUCGAGUCGAAUAUACCAUGUAUAUAUAUAUACAUAAGUCGGCUAAAAGUAAAACUCUCACAAUACAGGUAUUCAAACAAAUAAUGAGUUUGCGUUAUUGCAACAUUGUUUUAUAGGAUUUUUGAUGGUUAAUCCCAUUCUGUAAUCAGUUCGUUUCAAAACACACAAGAACGGGUUUGAAUUUAACCAGGAGUGCAGCGAUUUCUUUGUUAAUUUCGGUGGUUCCGUUAGUUACGUUAGUAUUAAUUCCUCAAGCCAAUCAAAUCAGCGCCAGAAAUCGUAUUAUAAUCCGUUUAAAUAAUAUCGAAAUUCGCAUAAUCCAAACUUCGGUCACAGAAAAUCAUAUAGAUAAUGGCUAAAAUCUUAAAUUUUGAAGACCGCUUCGAGUUACUUACAAUAAAUUGUAUAAUACUAAUGAUUUAUGGACUACUUCAUUGUACUGAACAAACCAUGUACAGUGUUUUCAUUUUCUGAAAAUGUGAUUUUUGAACACGCAUAAGUUUUACUCUUAGCUUAGGUACCCAUAUUCCAUUUAAUUAAAGCAAUGCGAAAUUCACAAUCGUAUCGUGACUUAUACGUCAACUACAGUAGUAAUUUUUGUUGAUACAGGAAAUAUGAUGAAUUUUUCGAAAUCAUUCAAUCCGUGGUUCUACUCCAAAUAUCAAUGGGUUCGGUAUCGGUUUGUCUGUUGAUAUAUUUCACUUCGCUAGUAAUAACUGAACACAUUAUUUUGAGCAAGUCGAUGUAAGUACCAAUUCGUUAAGACGUUCCUUUUUUUCUUUAUAGAUGUACGUGACCGGCUGGUCGCUUCUGUCCAUACCAGUUAUAAAAUUUUUCUCCGGCGCUCUAGUCAUGGGGAUACAACUGUUUUUCUAUUGUUACGCAUUCACUUACGUCGAAAUUGCCGUUAGAGAAAAACCCAAAGCCUUAGCUGUGUAAUACUAAAAAUUAAAACAUUAUAUGAUUUACUUUGCAGAAGUCUACGGUGAAUUUCGGAUUGUAUAGUGGCAAUUGGACGGAAAUGGAUUUGAAAUUCAAAAAGACCUUGUUGUUGGCAAUGCGUAUGAAUUCUUCUUAUAAAUGCACGAUAAAACUUACACCGCUCUCCAAUGUAAAUUUGGAAAUGUUUUCUAAGGUGAGUACUUGAUAAUGAUUAUCCCUUAACCUAAAUCAUAACAUCAGAACGUGUCACGAUAAUAUUUUUAGGUGAUGAAAAUGUCGUAUUCGAUAGUGUCGUUGUUACUGAACACGAGCGUUGAUCAAUCAGUCGAGAAAUGA
Cinara cedri is the source of this 2355-nucleotide messenger RNA. The record is from the annotation of a GenBank genome assembly. NCBI's taxonomy places the organism in Eukaryota, Metazoa, Arthropoda, Insecta, Hemiptera, Aphididae.